Messenger RNA from Porites lobata, 2820 nucleotides. The record is from the annotation of a GenBank genome assembly. Lineage: Eukaryota; Metazoa; Cnidaria; Anthozoa; Scleractinia; Poritidae.
AGAUUUCGGAUAGCUGAAGGAUGGGCAUGGAGAGAUGACAUUGACUACAGCAGGACGACAGUUGGAAACAGUAUUUCAACCAUGCACGAGAAACCAAGGAUUAAUUUAACUAAGGAAGACCUUCUGUUGUCCGUGGCACAGGAUCCUGGACUAGACUACGGACAAGGGCGGUAUCUUGAGCUGGAAGGAGUGGACGAUUAUGUGAUGUGGCACGAUGGCCCAGAGCCAACAAAGAAAGAAAUUAACAGAAAGUAAGAGUGACUUUUGCCUUACAAUUUGUCUCACUGUCUUAUAAUUUAUAGUUUUUUCUUUGGUCCCAUUUAUACGGAGAAGAGGUAUCCCGGGCAGAAGAGUCACCCGCUACUUGAAUUACCGUGGGUGCGUGAGCCAACUUUUCAUACAUUUCCUUACAAAACGUGGCGAACUGUUUACAUGAGAAAUAAAACGUUGUUCCGGCUACAAGGAGGGUAGCUAAUAGGUUUUUGGGGAUUCGGGAUCUUAUAUAGAGCAAAUUCGUGGCGAGAUUCGGGAUUGAGAGUAUGCACGGGAGGUGAGAUGCCAAACAUAAACCUUGGGAUUACAGGAGUGCCCGAAAUUUUGGGUCGGAAUUACGGGAUUGAAGAACCUUUUUUGCGGACCCUCUUUAAGGGUAAGCCGCCUUGCCGGGUCACCCCUAUUUGAUGGUAGCCCAGCAAGGCCAUAUAAGCACUUUGACAGCACAAACAGAGCAUGUGUGAGCUCUGUUAGCUCGAGCGAGGGGGUCACCCUUUUUGUCAUACAAACGCUCACUAAAGUUGGCUCGACUGGGAAGGUGACCCUGUUUCCCGCGACAACUUUUCUUCAUAUAAAAGGAGCCUUAUAAUUAACGGACAACCCGUUGACUCAGUUGACGGAUUGUAGGACUGCUUGGCGGAAGGGGGCGGGUUCAAACCACGCCCGGACCAUCAAGAAACGCCUUAUAAAACUUGUUCGAUCAUGCGGAUUAAGAUUAAGACCUUCACUCACUUUAUAUUAUUGCAUCUUUGGGCAGUGACUUCAUAAAGCAAUAACCCUCUUAAUCGGUUAGAGGGGAGGGGGAAGAAAUCACGUUACUGUCGUUCCUUUUGGUACAAUUAAAGACAGUACAAAAUAAUUAUUGGGGGUAUACUGUGAUUAUUUAAGCGUGCGUCUUUUAACAACUAACACGCAAAUAAUGUAUUCGAUACUUUGGUUUGGUUUCACAGAAUACGAAGCUGUAAGAAGCCAAUUCAAAACGUACUUUUUCUAAAGACUCAUUUCACCGGAUCUGACGUCAUCACCAACAUUCUCAAUCGAUUCGCUGAUUUACGGGGACUGCGCGUAGCUCUACCAAGCGGGGGUCUGUCGACAUUUUAUUGGCCGUCAAGAUUUCACUGGAAAUACGUCGACAUCAUGUUACUUGAUGGCGCCCUUCCCAAUAUACUUUGCAAUCAUGCACGGUUUAAUGGUGACGUCAUGGAUGAGAUAAUGCCGCCUCGCACCGCCUUUCUUACUAUAGUCCGCGAUCCCAUGUCGCAUUUCGAGGUGACAUUCCGUAACCUAGAGUUCGCGGAGGUUUUGGAAAUGGAAGGCGUGCCACAUCCUCAUAUGGUCUUCUUGGAAAAUCCGGGCAAAUACAUUACUAGAGCCAUCCAGCACAAGAGAUUUAAGGUUCGAUCAUGGUCAAAAUGCAAAUAAAAACGCAAAUUCAAACGGCGCAACAAAUCUUUGACAAUAAACCAACUACGAUAUAUUAAAAUUCAUACUUGGCUGCGAGGCUUGGGGAAAAAAACAAAAGAAAUCAUAUGAAUAAUACAUUUCUUUUGUUUUAUUCCCCCAAGCCACAGAGCCAAGUAUGAAUUUUCAUUUAAUGAGAAGCAUCACAAGAAGUUUAGUGGAAGUGUAUGAAUAUAGUGAAUUAGUAAAAUCCAACUAGUGGUCUAUUAUCAAUGCUGCUUUCUGAUUGGUUGAGCUACUACUAGGCUAUAUGUUAUAGCCCACUAGUAGCGAAAAGCGCGGGCUUUUUGGCGGCAAAAAAGGAUUGAAGUCUAGCUUUAACUAGCCAAAUUUUUUUAUUCCAACUAGUUGGUCAAUUUGAUAUCAUGGUAACAACAGUAUCUUUUGUUACUGUUUUAGGAUUCUCUGAAUCUCAUCAAGAAUGGAAUGUUCUUCGACCUUGGUCUUCGUACGACAGACUAUCAUAAACCCGAAGUAGUAAAAGACGCAAUUAUAGACAUCGACGACAAAUUCACUCUGGUGUUAAUUUAUGAGUACCUGGAUGAAUCUCUUGUAUUGAUGAAGCGAAAACUUUGUUGGCAACUCGAUGAUGUUUUGUAUCUCAAAUUUCAUUAUCAACGUCAUGGAGAACCAUCGCUAAACGAAAUGAUGAGCAGCGGCUUUGUGGAAAAAAUUCAGCGAUGGAAUAAAGCUGACUUCAUGUUGUAUCAAUAUUUUAACGACACACUUUGGAAAGAAAUUCACUUUGAAGGAAAGGAUUUUAUUGAUGAGCUUCGCGAUUUUAGAUCUAAACAUGAAGAAAUGGAACGAGAUUGUCUUGGGUUUGGAUCAGUAAAUGAAGAGAAAAUCACUCUCAAUCCGAACGUUUCAUCGUAUAAUCGGUACUUAUGUGAAAAGAUGCUCUUUAACGACAUAGAGUAUAUACACUACUUCCGCAAAAAGAUGGAAAAUGUUAAAAUGACCGCGCCCGCCAACAGCACUGCGGAUGGGAAUAAAAAUAGAAUACAUUCUGGGCAUGCGCAGGAAAGAAAUGAAGUUCAGUUAAACAGAAACGAGACAGAAGCGAGCGUGGUUUCAACGCGAUGA